CCUCAUUCAGAGCUUCUGCAAAAUCCGCAACAACAGCAACUAUAGACAGGGCAGACACUGCAGCAAUAUUCAGCCUGAUCUUCAACUCAGCAACCCAACAGAGCACAGAAUUAUCUACAGUGUGGACACAUCAGGCACAGUGUGCGUUAGUGAGUGAACAGACCAUGCUCAGUGUGUUUUAACCGGGCUCAGUGUGAGGAUUCAAUGUGCCUGCGGGGAAGAGAGCAUUUGCGGUGGAAAACAGUCCAUCUGAGUUGGAUGAAGAAAGUACGUGAGGAUAAAUCUGCCCGAGGCUGGCCCCUUUCUGACCAAUAGCUGCAGCAUGGUGACCUAUCGAAUCCGAGUGUACCAGGACUCCGAUUACCAGAGUGUGCGGGACCUGUAUGUCAGUGGAGUGCACCAGCAUUUCCACAGGGUGUGUUGCUAUGUCCUGAAGCAGCCAGUGAUCCAGGCCAGUGUGGCUGUCUGCUUGUGCUUGCUGUUAGUGCUCUCCAGAUCCUUGCUACUGUCUCUCUGCAUGCUGGCCCUGCUCUUGGUCCUGGGCCGUCUGUUCCUCAAGAGCUUGUGGAACCUCCUGAUUCAUCAGAACCUGAGGUCUGACCUGUUGGAUAUCUGUGCAUCGUACAACGAGCAGCCUGGUGCCCGUUUCUGGGUGGCACAGUGGGAUGAUGUUGUGAUCGGGACAGUGGGAGCUGCUCCAUCUGACAACUCAUCCACCGACCUUGAACUGAAACGACUGAACGUGCACCAGGAGUACCGCGGCCGGGGCAUUGCCAAGGACCUGUGCCGCACUGUCCACGAGUUUGCUCAUCUCUCUGGCUUCACUGGCAUUGUGCUCAGGACGUCUGUCAUUCAGACAGAGGCACAGCAGCUCUAUCGCAAGCUGGGCUAUAGGUUGGUGGGAACAACCCUGGUGCCACACGCCUUUGCAAAACUCAUCAACUACACCAUCUACAAAUACCACUAUCAGCUCACCACCGGCCCUCUACUCCAACAAAACUGAGGAAUGAUUACUGUCAGAGUGACAAGCGAUCUGUCCCAGUGCAGGAACUCACCCGGUUAGGGCAAGGUAGAACAAACAGCCUGUAUAACCAGAGCACAGAUAAACAAGUAAACAUGGUUAAAAUGCUGGGACAGACCUUGUUAAAGAAUAUUAGCAUCAUCUUCCUUUAAACAGGAGGUGAUAACCAUGUUCAUUAUAUGUGAUUUGAUUAAUUACUGUCAUGUGUACUGAGAUACAGUGAAAUUUGUUCUUAUGUGCUUUACUUGCAGAUUGUACUAUGCAAGUGCAUUAGGGUAACAGAACAGAGUGCAGGAUAUAAUGUUACAGCUGCUGAGAAUGUGCACAGACAGAUAGAACAUUGUUACUCAUUUUGACAGACUUGGAAUUGAGUUUUUAAAGGCAGACAAGUCAGAAUUGGUCAUUGUCUAACAACGUUUUUUUAUGGAGUGACCAAGAAUACAGGAGCAGAGCUUACAGCAGAUUGAAGCUGUUCCAUCAUACACAUGAUCAGUGGUAAUCCUAGACAACUCCAGCUUCAUUUUCCUAUCCCUCUCCAUGUCCCUCUGUUCCCUGGAAGACAAGACUUUUAAUUGAAGCCCCGGGCAACUGACCAAAUUAAUUCCAAAAUUCUCAAGCCUUCUGAGUUUUCUAUGUUCAAAUAAGAUCACCUCUCAUCAUCCUGCGUGUCGGGUGGCCUUAUUCAGCCCUGCAUCAUACGGUGAGCUGCCCAUCAUAGGAGAUAACAAGGUGUAGAGCUGGAUGAACACUACACGCCAAGCAGCAUCAGAGGAGCAGGAAAGCUGACAUUUCGGGCCUAGACCCUUCUUCAGAAAUUCAGAAGCGUCAGCCUUUCUGCCCCUCUGAUGCUGCUUGGCCUGCUGUGUUCAUCCAGUUCCACACCUUGUUAUCUCAGAUUCUCCAGCAUCUGCUGUUCCUACUAUCCCCAUCACAGUUUAAAUGAACAUCUUCUUUAACAUCUUCAAUCCAAGUCUUCGCUUUUCUUAAAAGUGGAGAUCAAAAUGUUCCAAAUGUGAUCUUACCAUUAUCCUGAAAACUGUAUCGUUGUUCCAGGAGUCUUGCAAUCAAGCCCAAUGUGCCACUUGCUGUUACAAUUGCUCAUCAGGAUGAAAGCCAGCUGAGUGAGCGAUCGUUUUGCCUCGGGAACCUCUGAUCCAAAACAGGAUUGAUUGUGUGGCUGACCUGUCAUCAUGGCAAUUGUAUUGUUGUUGCUCACUCCUGCCUGAGUGAAAGCAACUCUCAAACUCUUUCAUUCUCUGACAAGAUACCAGAGCGAAGCUCAGUAAAACAUGAGAGCAAUUCCAUUAAUAAUGCACCCGCUACAUCCUCACAAUAUUUUAGCCUCCUUCUCGAACCCAACUCCACCAAUAAACAGAGCAAAAUUCUGCAAAGUCCACCUCGGACUGGACUGGACACUCCACCUAAGCACCUGAAAAUGUCUCCCUGACCAGAUCCUGUCCUCUCAACUCUCAAAGCUCUCGUUUGCUGGGGAGGAUAUAGAGGACAUCAAUCCAACUUGGAAGCUCUUACUAAAUUGUGGCUGCAUUAGUGUAAAUCAUCAAAUUCCCACAAUGUGGAAGCAGGCCAUUUGGCCCAUUGAAUCCACACCAAUCCUUGGAAGAGCAUUCCACCCAUACCCAGUCCCAAUCCAUCCCUGUAACCCUGCAUUUCCCAUAGUUAACCCACCAAACUUACACAUCCCUGGACACUACAGGCAAAUUAGAAUCACAGAGUCCCUACGGUGUGGAAUCAGGCCCUUCGGCCCAACAAGUCCACACCCACUCUUGGAAUAUCCUACCCAGACCCAUCCCAUCAACACACCCCUGAACACUAUGGGCAGUUUCCCAUGGCCAAACCACCUAGUCUGCACAUCUUUGGACUGUGGGAGGAAACUGGAGCACCCGGAGGAAACCCAUGCAGACAGGGGGAGAAAGUGCAAACUCCACACAGUCGCCCGAGGGUGGAAUCGAACCUGGGUCCCUGGUGCUGUGAGGGAGCAGUGCUAAACACUGAGCCACUGUGCUGACCCCAAAGGCUGGGAGAAAUGUGCUCCCAAUUUUUAAAGUUGUUGACAGUCCAUCGAACUGCAUCACGCUUUGAGUCGAAACACCUUACUAUUGAGGCAAAGUGAGGCAGGAAAGGGUAGAAAAGGAAGUAUAUUCUGCCUCGUGGCAUGUCCCUACCCAUGGUGCCCAUUGAUCUGCAGCCUGUGUUUUAGCCUGUCCAGACAUAUGAAGACCCAGGGCACAAGCUCACCAUCCUGAGAUGAUAUCACCCUUGAAUUGAGAGGCAACCAAUGAUGGUGCCACCUGUGUGCCAGGCUUUGUGUUCCUUUCUUGAGCUGUUCCCAGUUUCACAUCAUAUUCUGUUUAAUCAUCCUUGUCAGCCAAAUGAAUAACUCCACACGUCCCCACAUUUUGCAGCUGCCCAUUUAUGUUGCCUUUCUGUGACCUCGAUCCAUUAGCCUUGUUUUGUGGCAUGAGCAAAAUUAGAUGGAUUGCACAUCCAAGUCUCACUGCAGCUUGUAAAUAGCGUAUUAAACAACUAUGUUGCACAUUUUCAAAAUACCGCUAAAA
Molecule: messenger RNA, 3597 nt
Organism: Stegostoma tigrinum
Lineage: Eukaryota; Metazoa; Chordata; Chondrichthyes; Orectolobiformes; Stegostomatidae
Product: probable N-acetyltransferase camello
Exons: 3
Coding region: 323-1003 (226 amino acids)
Molecular function (GO): N-acetyltransferase activity
Source: RefSeq, a predicted model, not a curated record